This is a messenger RNA of Phoenix dactylifera (date palm), 1743 nucleotides long. Lineage: Eukaryota; Viridiplantae; Streptophyta; Magnoliopsida; Arecales; Arecaceae. The record is from RefSeq and is a predicted model, not a curated record.
UCUCUUUCACAGUAGCCAUGGCUGAAAUCAAAAGAGGAAGAAGGGGCAGGAAGGCCCUGAAUACCCUCACGGCGAACGAUGUCAACAUUUCAGCCGGGAAGGUCACUUCCUCCCCACUUCCCCCGUUUGCUGAAGCCGAGAAGGAGAGCCGUGAUAGCCUUGUCUCGAUCCUCUCGCCUCAGAAGGCCAAGAAGGUCGUCUCCAAGCCCAAAGCUCGGGCGACGACCAAGAAAGAGUUCGCUGAUGAGUUGCAAGAAUUGCAAGUGAGGCUCGAACAGCUCCAGAUCGAGAAGGAGAACACCGAGGUACUCCUGAGGCAGCGGGAUGAGGUGCUCAAACUGAAAGAGGAGGAGCUUGAGAAUCGUGGCAAGGAGCAAGAGAGGCUUCAGAAGGAACUCAAGAAGCUCCAAAAGUUGAAGGAGUUCAAGCCUACUAUGAGCAUUCCUUUUAUCAUGUCCCUGAGGGAGAAAGAGCAAGAAAAGAAAGAAAAUAAGAAGAACAAGAAGAAGAAGAACAAGGACUACCUGGAGAAAAAGAAGCCAUGUCCAGCAUAUGUACUUUGGUGCAAAGAUCAGUGGCAUGAGGUCAAGAAAGAGAACCCAGAUGCUGAUUUCAAGGAAAUCUCGAAUACUCUUGGAGCCAAAUGGAAGGCCUUGAGCGCCGAAGAGAAGAAACCCUAUGAAGAGAGGUACCACCAAGAGAAGGAAGGUUAUUUGCAGAUUGUUGGCCAGGAGAAGCGGGAGAAUGAAGCCAUGAAACUUUUAGAGGAAGAACAGAUGCAGAAGACCGCAAUGGAGUUGCUAGAGCAGUACCUGCAAUUCAAACAGGAAGUUGAUAAAGGGGGAAAGAAAAUGAGGAAAGAGAAAGAUCCUUCGAAGCCAAAACAUCCCAUGUCAGCUUUCUUACUGUUCUCCCAGGAACGGCGUGCAGCACUGCUUGAACAGAACAAGAAUGUCCUUGAGAUUGCUAAGAUAGCAGGAGUGGAAUGGAAAAGCAUGACAGAAGAACGGAGAGCACCCUAUGAAGAGAUCGCCAAGAAAUGCAAGGAAGAGUAUAAUCAACAAAUGGAGCUUUAUAAGCAGAACAAGCUCGAGGAAGCUGCAACCGUAGAGAAGGAAGAAGAGGAGUUGAAGAAAGUUCUGAAACAGGAAGCUCUUCAGCUGCUCAAGAAGAAGGAGAAAGCAGACAAUAUAAUUAAGAAAACAAAGGAAGCCCGGCAGAAGAAAAAGAAGCAGAAGGAAGAACAGAAUUCAGAUCCCAACAAGCCAAGGAGGCCACCAUCCUCUUUCCUUCUUUUCAGUUUGGAAGCAAGGAAACAGCUGUUGGAGGAACGACCAGGAAUUGGCAAUUCUACAAUGAGUGCUCUGAUUUCAGUAAAAUGGAAGGAACAAAGUGAAGCAGAAAGGCAAGUCUGGAAUGACAAAGCAGCGGAAGGCAUGGCUGCCUACAAAAGAGAGAUGGAAGAGUACAACAAGUCAAUUGCCAUGGGAAAAAUCGACACCCCUAAUCAUGAAUCUUGAGUAUGUAAUUGGUUCAAUUGGUUCUGUUGAACUUCGAUUCCAUUACCGUGUGCGAUUGUUUCUCACCACACAAGUGAGAUUUGGACAUUUGUACCUGCUGAUGUUUUUGAUGCUUCUGUUUCCUGUAACCGAGUGAAGCUCCAUCAUGAAUGACGAAGCGUUGCAUUUUGCAUCUUGGUAUCUAAAAUGAAAAUUCCUGAAUACCAAGUCUCUUACCAUUUAA